UUCCAUCUCCACUUUCCACACAGCACCAGCUAGAUGGUGUGGGCACAGGAAAGAGCAACAGGCGAUAGACAGCAUUGAUAAUCCCAGCCCCAUCAGCAGCAGUGGAUAGGUGUGAUAGCAGCAACGACCCGUCACGGCCGCAGGCAGAGAUCGGUUGUCUCAGGGAGAGGCGUUGAAGUGUUUCCCCCCCGAUAACCCGAACCGCUCCAGGGGGGCACCACGAUGGCGGCUCGAGCGGUCAAAGGGUUGGUGCUCACCGCCACUGUGCUGCUGUUGAAGAGGACCGACGAUUGCAUGCCGCAUCACCAGCAGAUUCAUGACAUGCAGCAGGACGUUCGCCGCUCCGCCAUUUGCAGGGGCGUCAACCCGCUUCAACACUUCGGGAGCAAGAUGGCGGUUCCCAUGGCAGGUUCCCUCCCGGCUGCUUCUGCUAUUUCCGCGAGCAGCAGCCUGUCGGCGCAGCCUACGAGCGCUUAUCAUGUCGAUCUCGGGUCAGGUGAAACCUGUGACCUGGAGGACGCGGAGUGUCACGGCGACGACACAGACAAGAUGACCUUCUCGGUGCUGUGCUGGAUCUGCACGUUCUUCGUCUCGUUCAUGGUCGCGCGGACGAUCAUCGUGGCCGCCGUGUACGUCGCGGGAUCGGCAACGGCCCUGUUCGUGGCGAUCGGGGGUAUGGCGUCCGGCCUGCGCCUGGAGGUGGCCCUCCUCCUUGGCUAAGGGUGAAGGGCGGGCGGGCGCGCUCUGAGAGGCCUGAAUCUGGCGGCGACGAUGCCUGACCACAUUGCCUCGCCGGCCCAGGGCAGCGGGAGGCACUCCGGCCACCACCAACAACACCGGCGGUGGACAGAGUCUGACGCUUUUGCUGGAGGAGGAGGCGGGGGAGGCGGAGGAAGCCACGCCCUUUGUCCCCAGGCCUUCGCGCGUCGUGUUCUCCAACACCGACCGCUUCGUGGCCCAACGCGCACGACGAGAACAUGGACGAUGUCCGUCCUCGUUGCACCUGUAAAACACAUCGCAGACCCCCCCCCGGAGGGAAAAAUGACGGAGUAGCGACUAUUCGGAGGGACCGCUUCGAUAUAUAACAAACGGCAGUGGUGUCGAAUGAUUCCUGGUGCAACAGCAGUGCUUUAAGUGGAAUUUAAACGGAAACAGUUCGUUACCUGGGUUCAUGUUCUCGAGGAAGGAGUUGUUGAUAUUAUAGGCAUUAAUUACAGUGCCACCAAUUAUUGUCGAUCUAUUUUCGUGAGUGCUUUCGUCAACGAUUGUUAAUGGUGGCAGGAAAGCACGACCUUGUCGCUUUCUUGUACUGUGUGGGGGCACGUUUGGUUGCCACAUCGAGUUGUUUCACCCCACGUCCCGUUCCGACAUCUCGGGAACUCUUGGAGGGCUGUAGGCAAGCUGAGUGCCGUGUUGGCACCGGGAGCCGUUGGUAAAUUGGCUCGUGUGUGUGUCCCACGUUUUGUCGCAAAGAUGGGUGCAGCAGUGCCGACCUGUUCGUAACCAAGGUCUACUAUUUUCAGCAAGGGUCAAAGCCUUACAAUGAUUUCAGCAAGGGGAUAUUUAUCUAAUCAGCUGCAAGUAGGUUGUAGUGACGCCGGCGACUAAGCCCAAUUUCUUACGCCAUCAAAGUACUAUUCAAGGUUCUGAGCCUCAAUUUCUUGUGAAGAUGACAAAAUGCUUUUUGUGAGCAGACCGUCGCUGUAUGCUGUAAAAAAGCGGGCAGGAGGAGGGAAACUUCGGAAGGGAGAGAACCCUCUCGAGAUUGCGGUAGGGAAUGAGGAGUGGCGAAGGGGUCGAGAAACCCGCCUGAACUACAGUCGAAGCGUGCCUCAUCUGCAGUAGGAUUGCUGUCUCUCUCACUCGAAAUCGUCUAUAGUCUAUACAACAUCAUCAUCUCCGACGGCUACUGAGCCUCGUGUUGCCGUGUUCGCUCUUCCUAGCCAAACUAGUCGGCUGCUGCGAUAGAAACUGUUCCAGCAGCAAGUACAAUUUGGAACGUACCGGGGUUGGUGCAAACGUACCCCACACUACUAAUUGCCGUGAUGCGGUUUGGGCAUCGCCAGCAAGUCCCUCUGUGUGCUCAUCCAAUCAGUCAGUUGGUCUCUGACAGUCACGCACGCGGAAGCUUGCUUAUUGACGACUUUGACGGGCUGUGUGUGUGCGGGUGUUCACUUUGGCAGCAUGUACAUGUGCGCACCAAAUCCUUCAAGUAUGGCCACUUUAUGGAAACCUUAGGUGUGUGUGUGUGUGUGUGUGUGUGUGUGUGUGUGUGUGUGUGUGUGUGUUUGUUUUUCGUCCUAUUUACUAUGGCGACAGACAGUCCCCCCAUUCUUCGUGGUGAGACGUGUACUAAACUUUUCAGCUUUUCUACAACUACAAUCAUCCAGGGUCACACUGGAGGGGGGUAAACACCACCGGGGCUUUUUUUCUUCUUGUUAUUUCUUUUCAUGCCCCACCUUCCUCCUGCGGUGCGUGCUGAAUUUUAUUUUUAUCGCGAGAAGGGUUCAGCUGUCCCUUUCCCUCGUCAACGGUGCUAACGUCGAAGUUUGGUACUCACGAGAGCUUGUCAGCUAUAUUUCGCUUUCACCUGCACAUUUCGUGAAUAUUUUCACCCCAUGGGGAUUC
Ectocarpus sp. CCAP 1310/34 is the source of this 2628-nucleotide messenger RNA. The record is from the annotation of a GenBank genome assembly. Lineage: Eukaryota; Phaeophyceae; Ectocarpales; Ectocarpaceae.